Molecule: messenger RNA, 638 nt
Organism: Paramisgurnus dabryanus
Lineage: Eukaryota; Metazoa; Chordata; Actinopteri; Cypriniformes; Cobitidae
Gene: cabp5a
Product: calcium binding protein 5a
Cellular component (GO): cytoplasm
Molecular function (GO): calcium ion binding; calcium channel regulator activity
Source: RefSeq, a predicted model, not a curated record
CACUGAAAGCACUCUGAUCAGCUAAAUCCUACUUACAGCCAUGACUGCAUGCAUCUUCAUACGGGGAGGCAAAAUUGACAGACAGUUGGCAGAUGAUGAAAUUGAAGAGCUGAGAGAGGCAUUUAAUGAGUUUGACAAGGAUAAGGAUGGACUCAUUACCUGUAAGGAUCUAGGAAACCUGAUGAGGACAAUGGGUUAUAUGCCAACUGAGAUGGAACUAAUCGAGUUAGGCCAGAACAUUAACAUGAAUUUAGGAGGAAGGGUAGACUUUGAAGACUUUGUAGAGUUGAUGGCUCCAAAGCUUUUGGCUGAAACAGCAGGCAUGCUUGGUGUGAAGGAACUACGAGAUGCUUUCAAAGAGUUUGAUAUGGAUGGUGAUGGAUCAAUCACUACAGAGGAGCUAAGGUGUGCCAUGAGUAAACUACUGGGAGAGCACAUGAACCACAGAGAAAUUGAUGCUGUGGUCAGAGAGGCGGACAACAAUGGAGAUGGUACAGUAGACUUUGAAGAGUUUGUGAGGAUGCUGUCAAACUGCUGAGAAAUUCAUCCAUGGUUACAACAAAUAUAUGAAAAACAUGGUUGCUUGCAAAUUUUGAUUUAUAUGAUUAAAGUUGACUGUGGCGUGCUUAAAUUUACUU